This is a messenger RNA of Notothenia coriiceps (black rockcod), 2215 nucleotides long. RefSeq lists its product as uncharacterized. The record is from RefSeq and is a predicted model, not a curated record. Bases 146 to 1513 code for a protein of 455 amino acids. The transcript has 8 exons. Lineage: Eukaryota; Metazoa; Chordata; Actinopteri; Perciformes; Nototheniidae.
UGAAAACCUACUAAAAACGAGCACAGGGUUUGUGGUCUGUCUCACCGCGAAUAUAUUGAGGUGUUUGCACCCAGUUUAAUGUUGAAUAAUAAGGACUGGCUCCGACCUACACUGAACACGGCUGAGGUGUUUCUCACUGAAGACGAUGAUAGUGUUGUUGUUGCUUGGUGCCUUUCUUUGUAUGGGCCUGGCAGAGCAGCGUUAUGACGUAGAGUAUGGAGACUCUCUGAACUUAUGGGUUCCCAGAAAGCCCAAGUCCUUUGAGUUCACUCGCAAGUUCAGCCCAAAUGUGACCAUCUUGUGGAAAUGGGGUGAACCGUUGACCUCGUUGGACGAAAGGCGGAAAUACAUGGGUAUCUUCUUUGAGAUGUAUAAUUUAACUCAGAAAGACAUGGGCAUCUAUAGGUUCAGAGGCAAAGAACAGAAAGAACUGUCGACCUACACAAUUGAGGUAAAAGCAAAAACAAAGUCCUUUCAUAAGAGUCCUGGUAAACACCUCCGAUUCUCUGCUAAACUGGAACCAAACUUCUGCAACGUUUACUUCUUCCCAGAAGGCACACUCAGGAGGAGGAUGUCGGAGGUUGCGAUUGUCCGUCGUGGCAAGCUGCAGAGGCAUUUGGAUGAACUUGGGCUUGUAGGGUUUGAUCUGAAUGAGCCAUGUGAGAUUUACAUUGAGGCCAUACAGAACACAUACAGGGGACGCUAUGAGUUCAGGGAUGAGAAUAAUGACACAGCCUUAGAGGUGUAUCUGCAUGUAGCUGACCCAACCAUUAGGACCUCUGAACUGAAGGUUGGUGCACAACUCAGCUUCAAUUUUGAUCUGGAACCAAACGACUGCAAUAUUCACUUCUUCGGAGAGCCAUCGUUUGAUAUAGUUCGUCAUGGCAAGCUGAAAAGGCAUUUGUAUGAAAAUGAUUGCAUAGGAUUUGAACUGAUAAAGCCAUGUGGGAUUUUAAAGGAAGACCUCCAGAUGUCUUGCCAGGGACGCUAUGAGAUCAGGGAUCAGGAUGGCGACACAGCCUUAGUGAUGAUACUAGAAAUGGAGGCACCGCCUGCUGAGCAUUCGGCUAUUGGUAUUAGUAUGGGUGUUUUCUUUUCCUCACUUUUCGUGUGUGUCUUGAGGCGCUGCUGCUGUAAAGGCAGCUCCUCCGAAAACAAGACAUCUGAGCCUGAAGCUGCUGGGCCUGAUGUGCCAUACGAAGAGUACGACCUUGAGCCUGUUCGACUGCAGCCAGAUCAAGUCAGCGAGCCCUCUGGGACCCCUUACCGCGCUCAGCCUCCUCUUACGUCCACCGACCCGCUAAUACACAAUCAUCCUUCUGUGGAGAUGCCACCAACAUAUUCUGAGAUUUUUGCUGCAUCAGGGCAAACAGACGCUCCAACUUUCCCCGUCCACUCUGACCCUGAGCCGCGGUUCGAGGUGAAGGGGAUGACCUUGCCCUCCGCUCCCCCACUCAGUUCAGACUCAACUAUCUCUGAUGUUUAUACCUCGAGCAAACUCAAUUUCCUCUGAGAGCCUUGAUUUUGAAAGAAACAUUCAAAUGUGUAAGCUCAUUCAUAUUAUGGCAAAAGUUUUGGGAAAUAUUCAUAUUCAUCAGAGGCUUCCUGGAUUCUCAGCUGGAAACUGGUCCCAGCCAAGAAAUAGAACUGUCCAUAAACCACCAUAAAACUUGGUUCUGUUGUUUAUAUGCUUUUUUAGCUGAUUAAACAAGAUAAGAUGUUAGUUAGUGAGCUUUUAGAGGUGCCGGUAGGUAAAGUUAGCCAAGCUAUCGGUUGGCCUGUUGCUGGGACCUAAUUUUAGUACCUAGUAGUUAAGUGUACAAGUACAUUUACACUAAAGUUUAACAAGGUGCUGAGCACUAAGUACCCGCCUGAAGGUACACUCGUUAUGGUCAAAAAGUUGUGGAAGUUGGAGAAUUCUCACACUCAGCAAUCACCAUCUUGGCUACGUAAUGGCAGGUGGCAAGACCAGUCACAAUGUGGUUGCUGUGGUGAACACAGAACUAUAAAAAUUAGGGUGAUACAUGAUCUUUUCAAACGUUUAACAUAACUUGCAAACAUACCACUAUAUUGUUGUUAAAAGGAAGCAGUCCAUAAUGGUUUGGUACUGCGAACAAUAGUGAAGAGCAGCAGUGUGUAUUUUCAACACAGUCUCACGGCAUUUUGUGUUAUAGUCACGAAAUUAAUCUAUUGGUUCGUGUUCACCAACACAAAU